AGCAAUGGCGUUACUAAAACUGGUUGACAAAUGCUGUCAGCGGUUUAAAACAAUUUAAUCGUAAUAGGCGUGCGGAUAAGGAAGUCGGUUAUGAAAUAAUCCGAAAAAAGUCAAGGAUAUAAUAAUAUUAUAGAACAGUUUAACUAUGACGGCGGCUGAUCCCUCAGUGAAGGAGGUGUUGACGGCUAUGGCAGAGUCUUCGUCCAUCCACGGCGUUUCAAGAUGGGUGACCUCCACGCACUGGUACCAGAGGGCACUGUGGUUGCUUGUUUUCCUUGGAGCCACCGGUGGCGCCUUCUACCAACUAAGCCGUCUCUAUAUAUCAUACACCUCCUACCCCGUCAAAACCUCAAUGGAACUUGAAUUCUCCAGUCUGACGUUUCCGGCUGUUUCGUUUUGCAACAUGAACCCUAUAAAGACUACCAAACUGUCUCUUACAACAAAUGAAACUCAGAAGGCACUGCAAACUAGGAGUAAGAGAAGCUUGGAUCCUCAAAAUAUUAAUGCCCCAUCCGAUGCAAAGCCGUUUCAGCUAAAAGUCGAUCGAAAGGGGAGAAAAAAUGGCAGAUGCAAGAACCCAGUUUUCGAUUUACGAGAUGUUAUUCGCAGGAUCAGAAAGAGAAGAAACGCAAUGGCGACUACCACUACGUCAUUUGUUUCGCAAACUAGUUCCUUCUCAUCAGGAACAACAGCUUCGAAUUAUCAAUGGGUGACGGAUGCUCAUGGUAACUGGUAUUACUUUGAAUUUUUGCCUGACAUGACUGGCGUUCAAGAUGAGUGGAACUCAAGAGUUGAAACAUUCAAGACGGAAUUUCAAGAUAAUGACUUAUUAACAAGAGAAGAGGUGGGUCAUUCUAUAUCGGACAUGCUGGUAUCCUGUGCAUUCAAUGGAAAUCUCUGCUAUAAAGAAAAUUUCACCUUGUUUCAGUCUCUGGAAUAUGGCAACUGUUAUACAUUUGAAGGCGAGUCGUAUGUAUCAAGGCGAUCAGGACCUAAUAUGGGUCUACGACUGGUUUUAAACAUUGAGACGAAAGAGUAUAUAGAAAACUACAUGGAUGCCCCCGGAAUUAGAUUGGUAAUACAUCAGCGAGGAACUCUACCUUUUCCGGAAGAAGAGGGUAUCACCCUUAAUCCUAAUUAUGAAACCUCAAUUGGAAUGAGAAUGCAAUCGAUACAUCGAGCUUCUGAGCCAUAUGGUUCUUGUGAUACUGGCGAAGAAUUUUUCAAUCUGUUUGGAAUCGGCUACACUGUACCAGCUUGCUUAAAACUUUGUCGACAAACAGAAAUACUUAAGAGGUGCAACUGUAGGCCUUCCACUACAAGCCUGGAUCUCGGCAUCGCAGAUAUGAAGAAAUACAAAUCCUGCCUGGAUAAAGACUAUACUAUAACCUGCGAAGAUUUUGUUAUCAACAGCAUUGAACAAAAUCGUAUUUCCUGCAAUUGCCGAAGUCCGUGCAACCAAAACGUAUAUAAAACAAGUUUAUCUGGAAGAAAGUGGCCAAAUAAGAUAUAUUUGGAAGGAAACCUAUUACCGGCAGUGUGCGGGACCUCUAAGAAUAUAACGUACUUCAAAACUGUGUGUAACGGUGCUCCGAUAACACCAACUGACCUGGCAUGGUUGGAGGAAAAUUUUCUAAAAGCAGUGAUAUACUACGAAGAUUUGAAUUUCGAGAAAAUAUCAGAGGAACCAUUGUAUGAUGGAUACCAGCUGAUCUCGGAUGUAGGGGGUGCUCUGGGUCUUUUCAUGGGUGCCUCUAUUCUAAGUUUCGUGGAGGUUCUGCAGUUUAUCAUUGAACUGAUUAAUUUCCUACGUCAUAAAAUUGCAGCGAGAAGAUCGAGGAAAACAGUCGUUACCAGUUUCAAGGCUGUCAGUGAUAUGAAAGACAGUAAAGCAUGAUUACAUGUAUCUCUAUAAAAUCAAUCGGUUUGGACUACAGUUUUAUUCAAAGUACUGCGAUUUGCGCUAUUAUAGAGAUCUAUAUUUAAAUCAGAUUGCUCAAAUACAUAUAAUUAUCAUGCACGGAUCUAGAAGGGAGUGGUAGGAGGAUGGCGGACCCCGCUCCCCUGCAAAAUUCAAAUUUCUUUAAAUUACAUUAUAAAAUUACCAAAAUUAUGCAUCGAACCCCCUGGCAAACUCAAAUAACCGUCGGACCCCCCCCCCCCCUCCCCCCGCAGGAAGAUUUUCUGGAUCCGCACAUGAUUCGUUAACAAUGACAUUCGUGUUUCCAUGUUAAUACAUGCAUGUUUUUCCAUUUUAAUGAGACUUUGUGGCGAGCAAAUCGUCCUCUUAAAACUGUUUCGUGUUUCAUAUUUUUUGUACUUGUGUGAUAUAUAAUUUCGUUAUCGGUUAUCAUAUAACUCUCGAUUCCGUUGCUGAUAUCUACAUGUAUUUAUACUUGUAAUAUCAUGUUGUAUGCAUUGUAUAUAAUACCAUUUAAAUUGUAUGACAUUUAUACAUAACUUGAGUUUAUAAACUGUUGAAUUUUGUCA
Magallana angulata is the source of this 2490-nucleotide messenger RNA. RefSeq names its product degenerin deg-1-like. NCBI's taxonomy places the organism in Eukaryota, Metazoa, Mollusca, Bivalvia, Ostreida, Ostreidae. Gene Ontology annotation, molecular function: ligand-gated sodium channel activity. The record is from RefSeq and is a predicted model, not a curated record. The transcript has 13 exons. The coding region runs from base 146 to 1897 and encodes 583 amino acids. Gene Ontology annotation, cellular component: membrane. Gene Ontology annotation, biological process: sodium ion transmembrane transport.